This is a messenger RNA of Girardinichthys multiradiatus, 2032 nucleotides long. RefSeq names its product zinc finger protein OZF-like. Gene Ontology annotation, molecular function: RNA polymerase II cis-regulatory region sequence-specific DNA binding; DNA-binding transcription factor activity, RNA polymerase II-specific. Gene Ontology annotation, biological process: regulation of DNA-templated transcription. The record is from RefSeq and is a predicted model, not a curated record. NCBI's taxonomy places the organism in Eukaryota, Metazoa, Chordata, Actinopteri, Cyprinodontiformes, Goodeidae. The coding region runs from base 173 to 1774 and encodes 533 amino acids. The transcript has 2 exons.
UUCGGGGAGGUUCAGACCGACCAAAGCCGUUUAGACUCGGAGUGGUGGGGGCUGAAGACGACGCCAGCAGGGGGACACUCCUCCGUCUGAGGAAGAACAAAGUCUUGUUAACUUGGCUUCUCUGAGUUUGCUGCUCAGUAACUGAGGAACAUCUGAGGAGAAGCUAACAGAGAUGUGGAGACAGCAGCUCAAACGGUGGCAGAGUGCAGCAGUGGGAGACAUUUCCCAAACUGCUAAAAAAGAGGAAGAAAGAUUUCAGCUGCGCCACAACAUCCUGGAGGCUGGUUUCAACCCCAAAGUUCUGCUGCACAGAUUAGAUGUUAAGCAGAUGCUGAUGGUUAAAGAAAAAGCUGCUGUAAACCACAGAGUUUGUGCUGACCUACAUGACCCAAAGCCCCUCCACAUAAAGAAGGAACAGGAGGAAGUCUGCACCAGUCUGGAGGAAGAGCAGCUUAAUGGGGAGGAGAUUGAUGCCAUCAGCUUUCCAGUCACUGCUACUCCAGUAAAGAGUGUGGAUGAUAAACAGUCCCCUCUGCUGUUACAGCUUCAUCAAGACCAAAUUAGAGGCAGAGAGCUUGAAGAGGAGAACUAUGGAGAAGAAUCCAUCUGGGUACGAGAUCACGAAGAUGGUUCCAUUUCCUCAGAGGUUAAAGUCACUGAGAAGGAAGAAGAGGAUGAUGAAUCUGGACUGAAAACUAAGGACAUGGACAAUGACUGGAAGGAGAGCAGAGAUCCUGAGUUAGAUGGAAACAUUGUUAACAAACCUUUUAGCUCCUCUGACUUUGCUGGACAGCAUGUUCACAGUCACUCUAUUCAGAAACACAUGACAGAUUUAGAAAUAGGUUCUUCAAGCUCUUUGGAUAAUAAAUGUUUUACGGAGAAUAAAAAGGUGGGCUCAAUAAAGAAAGUCCAGGCUGGAGAGAAGUUGAGCUGUAAAGAGUGUAGUAAAACAUUUAUUGGAAAAUAUGCUUUAAACACACACAUGAGAGUCCACACAGGAGAGAAACCUUUCUGUUGUGAUCUUUGUGGACAAAGAUUUAGCUUGAAACAUCACUUAAGCACACACAUGAGAAUCCACACUGGACAGAAACCUUUCUGUUGUGAUCUUUGUGGACAAAGAUUUACCCAUAAAGUUAGUUUAAACACACACAUGAGAAUCCACUUGGGACAGAAACCUUUCUGUUGUGAUGAUUGUGGACAAAGAUUUACCCAAAGAGCAAAUUUAAGCACACACAUGAGAGUCCACACAGGAGAAAAACCUUUCUGUUGUGAUCUUUGUGGACAUAGAUUUACCCUUAAAGCCAAUUUAAACACACACAUGAGAAUCCACACGGGACAGAAACCUUUCUGUUGUGAUGAUUGUGGACAAAGAUUUACCCAAAAAUUUAGUUUAAACACACACAUGAGAAUCCACACGGGACAGAAACCUUUCUGUUGUGAUGAUUGUGGACAAAGAUUUACCCAAAAAAUUAGUUUAAACAUACACAUGAGAAUCCACACGGGACAGAAACCUUUCUGUUGUGAUGAUUGUGGACAAAGAUUUACCCAAAGAGCAAAUUUAAGCACACACAUGAGAAUCCACAUGGGACAGAAACCUUUCUGUUGUGAUGUUUGUGGAAGGAGAUUUACCCAUAAACCAACGUUAAACACACACAUGAGAAUCCACACGGGACAGAAACCUUUCUGUUGUGAUGUUUGUGGACAAAAAUUUACCCAUAAAGCAAGUUUAAAUGCACAUAUGAGAAUCCACACGGGACAGAAACCUUUGUUGUGAUGUUGGUGGACAAAGAUUUUCAGAAAAGAACAUUUAAAUACACACAGGAGAGUCCACGCUGGAGGUAAUCUAUGAAUUCUGGUGGCUAAUCUAUGAAUAAUAAAACUGCACAGCUGCAGUUUGCUUUGAUAUAUUUGUGCAUUUUCGUUAAAGGCAACAGUCUUCAAUUGUUGGUUUCAGGAUUUCUGUAGAAGCUGAUUUUUGUAUUUUAAUCUUUAAAAGUUAUUUAAAUUGCAGAUUAGUCGUAUAACAGGUUGU